Lucilia sericata (common green bottle fly) is the source of this 1092-nucleotide messenger RNA. RefSeq names its product odorant receptor Or2-like. The transcript is spliced from 7 exons. Gene Ontology annotation, biological process: sensory perception of smell; detection of chemical stimulus involved in sensory perception of smell. Gene Ontology annotation, cellular component: plasma membrane. The record is from RefSeq and is a predicted model, not a curated record. Gene Ontology annotation, molecular function: odorant binding; olfactory receptor activity. Lineage: Eukaryota; Metazoa; Arthropoda; Insecta; Diptera; Calliphoridae. Bases 1 to 1092 code for a protein of 363 amino acids.
AUGUAUUACAAUUUACCAUUGUUUCAUUGUAAUGCUAAAAUCUGGAAAUAUAUCGGAUUUAUUGAAUACGAAAAUGUUUAUCGCAUCAUACCAAUAAUGAUUAUUGUACUCCUGACAAUAAUCUGUCAAUUCCUUCAUUGUUUCGUAGUUCGACAAGAUUUGAGUGUUUUAAUUAUGAGUCUAUUUCUGGUGACGAUUUUAUUAAAUUCAUUCAUACGAAUUGUGAUUGUGAUGAAAAAUCAUGAGAAAUUUAUUAAAUUUAUGAAAGUUAUUGAAACUUGGUAUAAAGAAGCUGAGUUAACUAAUGAUAUUGCCGCCUGGUCUAUACUAAAAAAACUGCCAAAACGUACGGGAGCUAUUUCUAAAUUCGGUUUAAUUUUUGGCUCUUUUGGAGGCGUGGUCACUGCUAUAAUCCCUCUUUUACUGAGUCACCGUACCCAUCCUUAUAGCGUUUAUAUAAUCGGUGUGAAUGCAUUAGAGAGUCCUUUAUAUGAAAUUAUUUAUUUCGUUCAAUGUUUCAUUUUGAUUCCAUUUGUGGUUUGUACUUAUAUUCCAUUUACGAAUCUGUUCAUAGCUUGGCUUAUAUUUGGCAUACAUAUUUUACAAGUUUUGCGCAAAAAAUUUGAACUACUGCCCGGUGGCAAUGAUCCAGAUCAGUUGAGAAGUUUGAAAAUGUUGAUAAAAUAUCAUAAGAGGAUUAUAAGAUAUGGCGAAAAUUUGGAAGAUUUAGUUUCACACGUAUGUUUUGUCGAAUUGCUGUUAUUUACUGCAAUGUUAUCCGUUUUACUGAUAUGCAUUCUACUGGUGGACGAUAUAAUGUUCCAAGUAGCGACCGUAGUUUAUAUAUUCUGCAUUCUGUAUGUCCUAUUUUUAUCAUACUGGCAUACUAAUGAAUUUUCAUCGGAGAGUGUAAAAAUUGCCGAUGCUGUUUAUAGCAUUGAUUGGACUUCCUCAAGUGUCGAAGUCCGAAAAUGUGUUUUAAUAUUGUUAGUGCGCUUGUCAAACAUCAUUAACGAUUUCAGCUGGCGGUGUGUAUCCCAUGACAUUGGAGGCAUUUCAGGUACUUUUAAAUGCUGCAUACACCUAUUUUAA